This is a messenger RNA of Apiotrichum porosum, 750 nucleotides long. RefSeq lists its product as uncharacterized. Bases 1 to 750 code for a protein of 249 amino acids. The record is from RefSeq and is a predicted model, not a curated record. Lineage: Eukaryota; Fungi; Basidiomycota; Tremellomycetes; Trichosporonales; Trichosporonaceae. The transcript is spliced from 4 exons.
AUGCUUCAUCCCGCAUUCACCGGGCGCGUGCGUGCGACCUGGCACGUUGAGCAGCGCCUCGUGAGCAUGGUGAGCAAGCCCAACCCCCGUCGUCACCCGCCGACCACGCCGACGGUCCAGGUCGUCACCGCGCCAAAGGUGACCCCCGACACCAUCUUUGCCGGCGACGCGCGUGCCGCGCCUAUUGUUCUUGACAUGAAGCAAUGGCAAACUCGCUUUUCCGCUGUCGAGGCUGCGCUCGCCGAUCACCAGCGCCAAAUCCACCGCGCCCUUGGCCGCCUCGACAUGCUCCGCCCGCUUGACGUUGCCUCGCUUCUCUUGGAGCACUUGUGUCGUUGGCCGAAAGCGGCAACUGCGCCAUCGCCCGUGAUCCGUACCGCGCUCGAGACCGCGCUCAAGGACCUCAAGAGCGGCGAGCGAUCGCAGCUGCCAUCCUCGCCGCCUCUUGUGGCGAACCCGGCGGAGAUCCUUGGCCUUGGCAAGAGCGAGCUCGUGCAUGUGCUCGAGGCUGUCGCCCCGCGGGUUAGCCGCGACGCGGUUCAGGAGCGCAACACUGUUGCCCACCCUCGCCGCCGGCUGGACUGGCUUCUUGAGGACAACCUCGAGGCUCUUGAGCGUCUUCCAGCCCGCGACCGCGCCGACCACCUCCUCGUCCACCUCGCCAUCACGCGCUGUGCCGAGCUGUCCGGCGAGGACGUCUCGGAGCAUCGCGAGCGCGUGGAGGUGAUGCGCAUCAAGCUCGGCCUGUGA